Messenger RNA from Phycodurus eques (leafy seadragon), 5463 nucleotides. It is a transcript of the gene ube4b, whose product is annotated as ubiquitination factor E4B, UFD2 homolog (S. cerevisiae). Gene Ontology annotation, cellular component: cytoplasm; ubiquitin ligase complex; nucleus. Gene Ontology annotation, molecular function: ubiquitin-ubiquitin ligase activity. Bases 297 to 4499 code for a protein of 1400 amino acids. The record is from RefSeq and is a predicted model, not a curated record. The transcript is spliced from 30 exons. Gene Ontology annotation, biological process: protein polyubiquitination. NCBI's taxonomy places the organism in Eukaryota, Metazoa, Chordata, Actinopteri, Syngnathiformes, Syngnathidae.
CCAAAAUGGCCGCUGUUGUAUUUUGACGUGUAAUAGGUAGCUACUUUUCUUUUUGUUUCGCUCCUGGCCUGACAGAAAAGCUAAGCCAACCGGAGACUUAUUGGACUAGCUGUAUGUCACCAGUCCUCGCGCAGUCGUCUCCUCGUUGUUAUCAUCGAGACAAUCAAGCCUGACACAUAUUAAUUAAACGAGUUGGACUAUGCAUAUCUAGUUGAGAUUGAGGCUAGCUAGCAGGCUCUGGCUGGCACAUAGUGCAGUAGUUGAAAUUGAGAUAACUGGUUAGACUUUCACCUGUGAUGGAGGAAUUGAGUGCAGAUGAGAUUCGAAGAAGGCGAUUGGCACGGCUGGCAGGGGGGCAGACCUCACAGCCAAACACCCCUCUCAGUACCCCACUGACAUCCCCACAGAGAGAAACUCCACCGGGACCCCUUCCUGGACCAUCAGGUGUAACAUCUCAGCCCUUGCCACCAGCUGCUUCUCAAUCAUUGGGGCUCAAUGCUCACAGCGGUACUCCUGCCACUUCCCCGAUUGGCACCACUGGUGUGGCUUUUGGCAGUCAAAGUAGUGAAGGUGUGAGCUCCCUUUCCAGCUCCCCCUCCAACAGCCUUGAGACUCAGUCCCAGAGUUUGUCCCGAUCCCAGAGCAUGGACAUCGACACUGCUUCUUGUGAAAAGAGCAUGUCCCAAGUGGAUGUGGAUUCGGGGAUAGAGAACAUGGAGGUGGAAGACAGUGACCGCAGGGAGAAAAGGAACUUGACCGAAAAAGAAACGUCUACAAACUCAGAUGUCACAGAGGACCAGGCUCUGCAGCUCAUUUGUAAGAUCCUCCGUGUGUCAUGGAAGGAGCAGCACAGAGAUGUCAUUUUCCUCCCUUCACUGGGUGCUGAAUUCCAGCGUAACCCUAAAGAUGUUUACUCAGAUUUCAAAGACCUGAUCGGCCAGAUCCUGAUGGAGGUCCUCAUGAUGUCCACCCAGUCGCCUGUCCAUAAUCCUUUCGCCAGCUUGACCUCCACGUCGCAGCCAAUUGCAGCAGCCAAAUCUCCGGACAGACACCUAACACUGAUAGAGCCCUGCAGCCAAGGUGGCAGCCCCAUGGGUCCCAAUGCAGGAUCCUUUGGAGCUAGCUCUCUGUCAAGCCUGUAUGCGUGUGGUAGUCCUUACCCAAUUACCCUGGAUGCAGCCAAGAGGACCUCACCAAAUGUUCCCACCUCCACCACUUCCUCUGUACCUUCCACUCCGUCUACACCACAGUUCAAUGUUCCACCCAGCCCACCUACCACCGCUGCUUCCCUGAGACAGUCCCUCAACCCUCCUUCUGCCCCCAUGCCCAUCUCCCUUCGCUAUCGGCCUUACUCUGUUUCAUCUCCCUGGGGAGCUCCGUCCCCAUCCAGCCCAGGACAUAGAGCAUUGAGCUUUUUUUCAGCUUCUCCCAGCCCAGUAGGCCCCACUGUGCCUCCAAAUACCCCAGUUCCUCUGCCGACACCUAGCACCCGGUCCCUCUUCUUGAGUUCACCCCCUACGGUUCUGCCUUUUCCCAGAACAAAUUCCCGACAGACCGCCUUUGUGUCCAGGAUCCCGCCUUCUAGCCCUCAUUUUCAUCAUCUCCUAAUCCCUUGCUUGCUCCUUAUUCCCUUUCUCUUCCAAUCUCCACCACUAUCCUGUUCUUGUCCUUGUCAUGUUAGCCCCUUGUCCCUCCUGUUUGCCCUCUCUGACAUAUCUCAGGAUAGCAGCGAUGAAGAGUCUGAGGAGGAGGAGGAUUUUGCACGGGUUCAGUUUGGGUCCAGUCAUGGUGCAUGUGGAGGGUCAGUGUCUUGUGAUUUGGCUGGCGACCGCUUCACUAUUGAAGCAUGCAAGGAGACAGAGAUGCUGAACUACCUCAUCGAGCGCUUCGACAGUGUUGGCAUGGAGGAGAGGAAGGCUCCUAAGAUGUGUAACCAACCAAAUGUCAGCCAGCUUCUGAGCAACAUUCGCUCUCAGUGUAUCUCUCACGUUGCCCUGGUCUUGCAAGGCUCUCUGACCCAGCCCCGGAGCCCUCUCCAGCAUUCUUUGCUGGUACCAUAUAUGCUGUGCCGGAACCUCCCAUAUGGCUUUAUCCCGGAGCUGGUGCGGAUUACCCACCAGGAAGAAGAAGUAUUCAGACAGAUCUUCAUUCCUAUCCUCAAUGGGCUGGCUCUCGCAAUGAAAGAAUGUUCCUUUGACAGCGACAACUAUAAAUUCCCCCUCAUGGCAUUAGCUGAGCUUUGUGAAAUCAAGUUUGGAAAGACUCACCCUGUGUGCAGUUUGGUAACAUCACUUCCUCUGUGGUGUCCCAAACCUUUGAGCCCAGGAUGUGGCAGAGAGAUCCAGAGGCUGUCCUACCUUGGUGCUUUCUUCAGCCUCUCUGUGUUUUCUGAGGAUGAUACCAAAGUAGGAGACAAGUACUUCUCUGGUCCAGCUAUCACCAUGGAGAACACGAGAGUCGUCAGCCAAUCCUUGCAGCACUACCUGGAGUCGGCAAGGGGUGACCUUUUUAAAGUUCUUCACAACAUCCUACUAAAUGGAGAGACUCGGGAUUUAGCCCUAAAUUACAUGGCAGCUUUAGUCAACUACAAUGUGAAGAAAGCUCAGAUGCAGACCGAUGACAAGCUGGUGUCGACAGACGGUUUCAUGCUCAACUUCCUGACAGUGCUGCAGCAACUCAGCAUGAAAAUCAAGUUGGAGACAGUGGAUCCCUUCUACAUUUUCCACCCCCGUUGUCGCUUUGUCGUCAGCCCAGAGGAGACGCGCCUGAAGGCCACGAUGGAGGAGCUCAAGAGCUGGCUGUCUGAGCUACAUGAAGAUCCCGCCAAAUUCUCUGAGCCCAAGUUCCCCACAGAGUGUUUCUUCUUGACCCUGCAUACGCACCAUUUGUCUAUCCUGCCUGGCUGCAGGCGGUACAUCCGCAGGUUGCGAGCAAUUCGUGAACUUAACAGGACUGUUGAGGAGCUGAAAAACAGUGAAGCCCAAUGGAAGGACUCCCCCCUGGCCAGUCGCCACAGAGAAAUGCUCAAGCGCUGCAAAACCCAACUCAAAAAACUGGUUCGAGCCAAAGCUUGCGCUGACGUGGGCCUUCUGGAUGAGAACCUGCUCCGCAGAUGUCUGCAGUUCUACAGUACUGUGAUUCAGCUCAUUCUCCGAAUGGUGGACCCUGCUUACCCAAACAUUACCCUGCCAUUGAACCCUGAGAUUCCCAAAAGUUUUGCUGUGCUCCCUGAGUUCUAUAUUGAAGAUGUAGCUGAGUUUUUACUUUUCGUUGUGCAGUAUUCUCCCCAGGUUUUAUAUGAGCCUUGUGUUCAAGACGUAGUCACCUUUUUAGUGGUGUUCAUCUGCAGUCAGAACUACAUCAGGAAUCCAUACCUUAUUGCAAAGUUGGUAGAAGUCCUGUUUGUCACCAACCCUGCUGUGCAGCCUCGCACGCAGCGCUUUUCAGAAAUGAUGGAGAACCACCUGUUGUCCAUCAAACAGCUGGUGCCCGCCCUUAUGAAGUUCUACACUGAUGUUGAGCAUACUGGCGCCACCAGUGAGUUCUAUGAUAAGUUCACAAUAAGGUACCAUAUCAGCACUAUCUUUAAAAGUCUGUGGCAAAACAUUGCCCACCACGGCACAUUCAUGGAGGAGUUUAACUCCGGCAAACAGUUUGUUCGCUACAUCAACAUGUUAAUCAAUGACACCACCUUCCUGUUAGAUGAGAGCCUUGAGUCUCUGAAGCGUAUUCAUGAGAUUCAAGAGGAAAUGAAGAAUAAGGAUCAGUGGGAUCAGCUGCCCAGGGACCAGCAGCAGAGCCGUCAGUCCCAGCUGACUCAGGAUGAGCGGGUGUCUCGCUCCUAUCUGGCCCUGGCCACAGAGACAGUUGAAAUGUUUCACAUCCUCACCAAGCAGGUCCAGAAACCUUUCCUCAGGCCUGAGCUGGGCCCACGUUUAGCUGCUAUGUUGAACUUUAACCUCCAGCAGCUCUGUGGGCCCAAGUGCCGGGACCUGAAGGUGGAGAAUCCGGAGAAAUAUGGCUUUGAACCCAAGAAGCUCUUAGACCAACUGACUGACAUCUACCUGCAACUAGACUGUGCCCGAUUUGCUAAAGCAAUAGCAGAUGACCAGCGGUCGUACAGCCGAGAGCUCUUUGAGGAGGUAAUCUCAAAAAUGAGGAAGGCUGGCAUCAAGUCCUCAAUCGCCAUCGAAAAAUUCAAGCUGCUAUCAGAAAAGGUGGAGGAAAUAGUGGCCAAGAACUCCCAGUCGGAAAUGGACUACAGUGACGCACCUGACGAGUUCAAAGACCCUUUGAUGGACACGCUGAUGACCGACCCUGUGAUGCUGCCCUCGGGGAACAUCAUGGACCGAUCCAUCAUUCUUCGCCACCUGCUCAACUCGCCCACUGAUCCCUUCAACCGGCAGCCGCUCACUGAGAGCAUGCUGGAGUCAAUUCCUGUACUGAAGGAGAGGAUCCACGCUUGGAUGAGAGCGAAACAGGGAGGACGACUUGUCUAAAGACUUGUCAACAGCGCCUUGCCCUGCUCUCCAUAAUGAAGACAUCUGGCCCAAAUCGCCUGAAUUUAGUGUCACCGCUACCAACAAUAACAAACAUGAUGAUUUUGAUUUUUGCCCUUUUUGCCCUACACAGGCCAUUACAAUAAUACUCAAAACACAUCAUAAUAAAGUUAUGAAUUACUUUUUUUGUUUGCUUUGGGAAUUUGUGUAUACUAUAUGUAUAUCUAAAUGUAUACAUAUAUUUAACAAUUAGGGUGUCUCUCAGGCUGCACAAAACAGUCUCCGUCACACACAGGUUUAACACAGAGCUGCAUAAAGAGACUUCAUUAAAUAUUUUCCUUGAUGGUCCAUGUGUGUUUUGUAACAAUGUGUAUGUGGGCGUUAUUAAAGAUUUGUGAUGCUUGUAGGAUGACGGACUGAGAAGCAUAUUUGGAAGUUGUUGUUGCAAGCUAGACUCUGACAAUGACUAAUUUGAGUUGGUAUCGUGUGCUGAAGUCUCACUUCUUAACAGAUGCACCACCUGUGCUUGUUCUAGGCAGAAUUAAGGAUGUAGCUUAAGCAAUCUAAAAUGUCUGUUUCCUUUUGAGUGCAGUCAGAUGUUAUCAGAAUUGAUGUACCCAAAUAGACUUUUUUGUUUGUUUUGUUUUUAAAUUCUAUUUUAGUCACAUUUCCCCUGCUAACUUUGAAAGACUAAAUUGGCUUAUUUGGGGCGCAUGGCUGCUAUUUCAGAACCCUUAAACCCUUCUAGAAAACGGGCAGCUUGGUCUGAACACGACAGAAUGUAGCAUGAGCUCCAGCAUCAUUGGAACACCUUGACAACAUGACUAGAGAUAGUCUCUCUCGCUAUGUACUUAACGUGACCUUGCUGACCUUAACUGUACAGGAAAUUAUUCCUUCACUACACACAAUUGUUUUGGGAAGCUAGGAUUUUGAACUGAAAAUAAAUAAUGCACAUUAUUCCAAA